Molecule: messenger RNA, 2369 nt
Organism: Cuscuta campestris
Lineage: Eukaryota; Viridiplantae; Streptophyta; Magnoliopsida; Solanales; Convolvulaceae
Source: the annotation of a GenBank genome assembly
CGUAUUCCCUUCCCCUCUUCCGUCUUCUUCCCCUAUCCUCUCUUCCAAUCAACCAUCGGUUGAGCUUCCCAGCUUCAACUCUGCUCCCACUCUCCGAAGUCGCAGGUUCAUAGCAUCUCUCCUUCCCAGAGUCGCAACUUCCAAGCGUCCCUCCUUGGUCCGUGACUCAGUGCAGCUGCAUCAGGUCAGUUCCCUCUCUCACCACCAUGAUUGUCUCUGAUUCCGAUUCAGCUUCCGCAUCGUCCAAUUCUCGUCAUGCCGAUCAAUCGGCCUCUGGCCGUGACCCAAGCCAGACUCAAUCGUCUCGUUCGUCCCCGCCGGCUGUGCCCGGCCAAAAGCUACGCCGAUUGUGGAAGCAAUUUCUAUCUUCGACCCCAGUACGGGAGGGCUCGAGGGUCAGGCUGGACGAGAGCAUCAUGGCAUUGUGCCAUUGCCAAGUUAUUGACCGGGGGUUCGCCGAUGCCACUGAUAUGGUGGGACCCUCUAUUGAGGUUCUAAGGCCUACUAGCACCCAGCCCGCCCUAGACGCUUCGUCGGGGUUCUUUACAGUCCAUUUGGCGUCCCUGAAGAAGGGGCUGCGAUUUCCUCUCCACCCGCUGUUGAUUGAAUUCCUCAACGAGGUGGACCUCCUCCCCUGUCAGUUGGUUCCCAAUUCCCAUCGGUACAUUGCCGGUUAUCUAAUUAGAUGCAAGGAUAUAGGGGUGAAACCAACUCUCGACCACUUCCUGUUCACUUUCAAGCUGACCAAGGGUCACAAGGAUUGGGCGUCCUAUGCCAGUCUUUCCCAAAGGUCCAGCAAACUGUUUACCAGAGACAAGAAGGGGUCGACCAAGGACUGGAAGCCCUUCUUCGUCUUUGUCUUGACGGGGCCCGAAUCUCCUUUCACGGGUUCAGGGCUCCCUUCUUUCCGUCGCAUCCCUUGCCCCUCAUCUGACGCCACCCUCUUGUCCAUGACCCACCAACUUUGCGGCCGAGGGGCUGUCAACAUUAAGGAGGUGGUAACCGAGGAGUCUCUUGCCAAGAUGGGGUUUGAGUUCGUCCAAGACGAACUUUGCCACCAACCUGAGCUGUUGAGGGAUGUUCUCGGGGGCGGCCAACCCGACCAGCCAAGGGGCGCUCCUGAGGGAGGCCUUGAUUUUGGUCCUUUUGGACCUAGGAGAAGAGAUGGACAGCGAUCUCCUACUCAGUCGCUUCACGGCUGGGAGGAAGAGGAAAAGAGAGGCGAGGGGCCAAGGCAAGCGCUCUUCCUCCCACCGGGGGGACAGUCCUUCUCAAGAGCCGGCUGUGGCGACCUGGCUGGGUCGUCCCAAAGUGUUGUCUUGGAGCGACCUCAUUCGUCGCCCGCAGUGACCUACGAGGUGGCGACCGAGGGUCGCUCAACAAGGCUCAGCAUUCCUCCCCUGCCUCAAAGUCUAGGGGACGUGCAGCUGGAGACCUUGAUCACCCUGCCCGCGGAAGACCAGGCCCGCAUCUCGGCCGGUUCUGAGGACGAUCUUGACAACAUGGUCCUCUUGAGACUUAGCCAGGAGGUCGCCCGUCUUAUGAGGGAGUUGGAGGAGAAGGAGAGCCGCUGCGCUGCUCUUGAGGCGGAGAAAGCCUCCCAACAGGACCGCUGCGUUGCUCUUGAGGCAAGUAAAGCCUCCCAAUCUUUGGAGGUGGAAUCUGUUUCUGCUCGCGUGGUCGAGUUAGAGGGGGAGAAGACUGACCUGAUCCAACAGCUGGAGUUGGAGAGGAGCGACCGGGCCCGCCACGUGGAGGACGUGAUCGAGUCUUUUAAGUCUUCCCCUUACUUUACACUAGUCACUCUGGAGCGAAUGGACAGGCUGGCAGCCGAGUGGCUCAAAACUGAACACGGGGCUCAAUGGAUGGUCAAGGAGGGGACCAGGUCCUUCAACUGCGGCCUCUUCCGUGCCCAGCAAGUCUUCCAUGAUAAGCUAGCCCAGCUUCCCAAAGGAUUUUCUUUCCCCGACCUCGGCUUUCCUCCUCCCUGUCGUUCCCUGGCUGAGUUCGACCCCAGUCCUUACCUGGACGGAGGGAGCUCGAGCGCUUCCGACAAAGAAGAAGAAGAUGGACAGGGCGACCAGAAUCUGGGGCUCAACGUAGCAACAUCCAAGGCAGGCAAAAAUCCCAGCUCGAGCAUCUAACUCCCCUGUCUCCCCUCUUCUUGUUGCUUUUAUUCUGCCCUUCAGUAAUGUAAAGACUUAUGAUUUUUCGGAAUGCCUCGAUGUUUCGAUGCAAUGUUCUCAUGUUGGAUGUGAUGUCUAACUCGUUUUGAUCAUCAUGCGCUUUCCUUUCUCUGUACUUGAUUACUAUGCUCCUUAAUUUAGUUUAGCUCGUUAACAUGGUUUGGGCCCAACUUUUGACCCUGG